Molecule: messenger RNA, 3195 nt
Organism: Nycticebus coucang (slow loris)
Lineage: Eukaryota; Metazoa; Chordata; Mammalia; Primates; Lorisidae
Gene: PPP3R1
Product: protein phosphatase 3 regulatory subunit B, alpha
Exons: 6
Coding region: 611-1123 (170 amino acids)
Molecular function (GO): calcium-dependent protein serine/threonine phosphatase regulator activity; calcium ion binding
Source: RefSeq, a predicted model, not a curated record
GCAAGGGGCGGCCGGCGGAGGGGCUAACGUGGUCCGCGCGCUCCGCGCUCCCCAACCAGAGCUCGCUAGAGCGCCGCAGCUGCCGCAGCCGAGCCGGGCGCGCGGGUUCCCGGAUGUGCGGCGCUCACGGAAGCCCCACCCCCGCCGCCGGCCCGCGCGCGCCCCCGCCCUCCGCCCCGCGCGCUGCUGCGCUCGGUUCUCCCCUCCCUCUCCCGCCCUCCCCCUUUUUCGUGCCUUGAGGUUGCGGGUCAGCGAGAACCACUGCAGUGAGUCCGUCACGGCUCCAGCGCGAGCGUGAGGCUGCAGCCCCCCAGCCGCCCGGCCCUCUCCCUCUUUUCUGCCUGUCUGCCUCUCCACCCUGUCGCUGUCUCUUCCUCCCGCGCUCUCCGUCUGUGAAUCUCGACCUUAAUUUCUUCCACCCCGCCCUGCCCGCUCCCUCAGUCACCCAGCCGGCGCGGGCCCUGCGGAGCCGCCUCCCCUCCCCCACCCUGCACCCCCUUCCCCGGGCGACCGGAGGGCCGCAGCUGGGCCUCCUUCGCCGCUUCCUGCUGGAGCCCGUCUUAGCGCAGACACUUCUCCACGCAAGCGAGCCUCCGACCCGCCGAGCAAAAUGGGAAAUGAGGCAAGUUAUCCUUUGGAAAUGUGCUCACACUUUGAUGCAGAUGAAAUUAAAAGGUUAGGGAAAAGAUUUAAGAAGCUUGAUUUGGACAAUUCUGGUUCUUUGAGCGUGGAAGAGUUCAUGUCUCUGCCUGAGUUACAACAGAAUCCUUUAGUACAGCGAGUAAUAGAUAUAUUCGACACAGAUGGGAAUGGAGAAGUAGAUUUCAAAGAAUUUAUUGAGGGAGUCUCUCAGUUCAGUGUCAAAGGAGAUAAGGAGCAGAAGUUAAGGUUUGCUUUUCGUAUCUAUGACAUGGAUAAAGAUGGCUAUAUUUCCAAUGGGGAACUCUUCCAGGUGUUGAAGAUGAUGGUGGGGAACAAUCUGAAAGAUACACAGUUACAGCAAAUUGUAGACAAAACCAUAAUAAAUGCAGAUAAGGAUGGCGAUGGAAGAAUAUCCUUUGAAGAAUUCUGUGCUGUUGUAGGUGGCCUAGAUAUCCACAAAAAGAUGGUGGUAGAUGUGUGACUCUUUUUAAAGAGUACCACCCAACACUUUUGCUUUCUUCUCCAUCUCUGAAGAUCUGCUCAAGAUGUCCAGCAAUGCUCUCUGUGUAUUUAAAUGGAAGUAUUUUUCUCUGUGAAGCCACAUUUUCCAACAUGAGCCUCAUGAAGCCAACUAAGUGUUAUUGAACUCUUACUCUCUCAAUAACUCAGUGUAGCACUUUAAAGUCUGAAGGACAGCAACCUGAAAAGAGCAUAUCAAUGUGGUGGAGAAAGGGAAGGGGUUGGCUUUUUAAUUUAUUUUUCUUCAUCUUUUAUAACAAGAAAGUAUCUAUAUAUACAUAUGUAAAUAUUUAUAUAUAGAUAUAUGUAGCUUUCUAUAUAUGUAGUAGGUUGGCUUUUAAUUUAAUAUACUUGAUUCAGAAACAAAACGAUAGAGUAAAAGUGCCAAGCAGAACAUAAAACAUCCUCACUUUUAUUUCACACAGUUUUAUAUAUAGAUAGAAGAUUGUACAAUUUGAGCCGGGUGUUAGGCCAGCUGUUUUCCUUUUCCUGUGCUUUCUCCUUUGAGAGAUUGACAAAGCAUUUGUUAAUGUCUUAUUAUUUACCUUAAUUACAUUUUUGUAACAAAGGAGUCUGUAACUUUAUUCGUACUUAAGAAUAUAUUUCCAGGGACUACGUCUCACUGCUGAGCAGCUUUUAAUAUGCCUCUCCUGGAGGAGAAAGUAUAGUUCAGCGCUACUGCCAAGAGCUAGUUCUUGUGUGCAUGAGAUAACUGCACAGGCUUACGGCUGCUUCAUUCUGUUACUUUACAACUAGGAGCCAUUGCAUUUAUUGAAUGUCCCUGAGUAAGUGUAAGUUACCAGUUGUGAUUUUAUACAUAAAGGCCAAGAAGCUAUCUUAGGCAGUCGUGAUUUAUUAUAUGCAUUACUUAAUGAAGAAUACCUAAAAUAAUCAUGUAACUGCUUAGGAUAUCCAUUUGUGUCAUUAAAUGGGUAAAUAAUUUGUCAUUAAACUUGUGUUUGAACCAUGAAUUUCCCUUUAUGUUUCAAAAGACUUGCAGCAAAUAAAAACUGGGGACAUUUAAUGUGCAUACAUGUACUAAACACCCAUAUAUAUUUGUGAUUAAAAUGGGAGAAAUCUUGCUAAUUAUAUGUCACAGAAGAGCAAAAUUCUAUUCAAAUUUGUACCUCUCUUUACUGUAAGGCAUAGAGAAUGCAUGACGGUUUUUCCUUGAUUUGCCCAUAUAAUUGAUAAUGGGUGAUAACUUAAUAGAUGUGUGUGAUAUAAAAGUAGUAUAUCCUGUUCUACCACUUGAUGUUAUCCCUUCCCUUUUCUGCAAAGGUACUAUUGGCUGGAAGAAAAACAUUUUGGUUAGCUUUGUAUGACAGUAGUCUUUCCCGAUAUAGUUUUCUAUAAAAACUGGUUUUAUAAUCAUGAGUGGAAAAGGGCAGGUUGAAUCGAGGUGACUGAGCGCACCUGCCUGCCCUCGCUGUUCCUUCAACUGAGUGCUGCACAUCAUGGGCUCUGUCUGUGAGAGAAAAAUCCCGGUGCUUGGUGUCCUUGCAUGACAUGGAGUUUUGCAUGUAGAUCAAUUUAAAAUGUACCUCUUGUUUACAUAAUUUGCAUAAUUUUAAAAGACAAUGUUGCCAAACUUUGGAAAUGUUAAUAUUCAAACUGAAAAUCUCCACUUCAUGUAACUUCUUCCUCUGGAUCAGUACGUGGCUUAUAAUCCCAGCCAGUGGUUUAAUCUGUUCCAGUGUCAACUGCCAUGUGCUCUGCUUCAAGGGGGAACCUAGUCUUUUGUGAAUUUUUUGUACAUAAGUAUUUGUUACAAAUAUUUUAGCAAAUGCUUUCUAUUUCUCUUGCUUGUGCAUAUCUUGGCUGGCGUUACAGAAAAAUAGUGCAGACAUUAUUUCCUUACUGGGGAAUGGGUUUGUUUCCUUUUCUUUCUUUUUUUAGUUUGUGUGUGGGUUGGGUAGGGGAGGGGUGGUUUAUGUUGAAUGUUUAGUUUUUCUUCUGCAUGAUACGUCAUGUUGUGGGAUCUUUAGAAAACUUCAUACUGUAUGAAUAAGAAAAUAAAAUAUUUGAAACUUG